AGGAGCAGAGCAUCCCAUUCCUGCGUGAUCAGUGUAAGCUGGACAUGUCUUCUUCUACAGAGAUGACGGCCACUGCGAAGAUCACCCCGGAGGUUCUCCAGGAACUCCUGCAGCACUACAACCUCUCGCGUCGGGAAUUCAUCCACACCUACAACAUCCAGCCUUUGGUCUACAUCCCAGAACUCCCUGCCGGAGCCAAAACCACGUUCGUCGUGAUGUACGUGAUUAUCUUCGCGCUGGCGCUGGUCGGGAACAGUUUGGUGGUGUAUAUCGUGGUGCGUAAACGCGCGAUGCGCACCGCCACCAACAUCUUCAUCUGCUCUCUCGCGGUCAGCGACCUGCUCAUCACCUUCUUCUGCAUCCCCUUCACACUGCUGCAGAACAUCUCUUCUGAGUGGCUGGGAGGGCUGGUGUGGAUCGCUGCUGUCAUGGUCGGAUCACCGAUGCUGUUCGUGCAACAGCUAGAGGCGAGUGGCAUCACAAAAUAA
Sinocyclocheilus grahami is the source of this 488-nucleotide messenger RNA. Its product is annotated as pyroglutamylated RFamide peptide receptor-like. The record is from RefSeq and is a predicted model, not a curated record. The transcript is spliced from 2 exons. Gene Ontology annotation, cellular component: plasma membrane. Lineage: Eukaryota; Metazoa; Chordata; Actinopteri; Cypriniformes; Cyprinidae. Bases 45 to 488 code for a protein of 147 amino acids. Gene Ontology annotation, molecular function: G protein-coupled receptor activity. Gene Ontology annotation, biological process: G protein-coupled receptor signaling pathway.